Anastrepha obliqua is the source of this 1008-nucleotide messenger RNA. RefSeq lists its product as uncharacterized. The record is from RefSeq and is a predicted model, not a curated record. Bases 1 to 1008 code for a protein of 335 amino acids. NCBI's taxonomy places the organism in Eukaryota, Metazoa, Arthropoda, Insecta, Diptera, Tephritidae. The transcript has a single exon.
AUGGGGCGCUGCCAUGGCGGACCGUUUAUUUCCCCUCCAUCCUCAUUGGUCACCGCACAUGGCGACAUGGGCAGCUCUUUGGAAGGGCAGGUGACCGUAAGAAACAGACAAAUGAACAAACAACAAAAAAACAAAAAAUCGGAUAACGCUACCAAACGGGCAGACAAACAGACGGACAAACGGACUGACACAAAGACAAAACGAACCGACAGUCGGACAGACAAGUGGACGGACCCAAUGACAAAACGGACAGACAAACGAACGGACACAAUCGAGCUGAGGAAGUUGGGAACUCCCUCAGAGGACGAGCUCUUGGCUUCUAGUCAAGAGACAGUUGAUGACAAAGCUGUGGGCCACAGCACGCCAUCAACUAUAAAUCAACCGAUCACAUCCGCUGAUGCCAAGGGGCAAAAGCGUCAAUACCCAAAAAAAGGCCCGUCUAGAUAUAAGCUUUACCAGCGGUCUCUAGCUAUUCUCGGCAGAAUAAGCAAAAAUGAGGCCGAAGGUAAAACUCAUCCCAAAGAUGCGGCCGAUAAGGCAAGGUGCCAAAAGGUGGUCGAUGAGUACCUGGCGUUCCAGGCCACCCAGAAGGCAGAAGCCGUAAAACGCAAUCGUUCGCAGGACGAGGGCUGUAAAACUGCGAAAAAGCACAAGACGUCUCACACUGCUCUGACGCCCAAACCAGCCAAACGCGCGUUUAACGAGGUGGCACGGGAUCACCUGCAAACGGCGUUGGUGGACGAAUUAACGAACCGCGGUAAACCUGCGUUAGAAAGGUGGUCCGAAAUCGAGGCACGGCUGUCUCGCAUUGUCGUUGAUCACGUCAUGGCAAGCCCGGAGGGUCAAGUGCCAGGUUAUGAUUCAAUGGAGGUGGUCCGUGGAUACAGGGUGAUCAAAUGCGACGAUCAGUUCUCUGUUGAUUUCCUUCAAAACGCUAUUAGCAAAAUCCAGAGCGACUGGGAAGGUUUGAGGCUCAAACUAAUCCCAGCCAGUGAGAUCCCAAGAUGA